Molecule: messenger RNA, 908 nt
Organism: Malania oleifera
Lineage: Eukaryota; Viridiplantae; Streptophyta; Magnoliopsida; Santalales; Ximeniaceae
Exons: 4
Coding region: 110-631 (173 amino acids)
Molecular function (GO): acid phosphatase activity
Source: RefSeq, a predicted model, not a curated record
AACUAAUCCGUGAAAUUUUAACAGAAAAUUUUUAUAUUUAGCAGCUAGAAGCCCAAAAAUUUCUCUCCUCUUACAUAAUUGGACCGGAGAGAGAGAGAGAGAGAGAGAGAUGGGGGACGAAAAAGUGAAGGACGACGCACUGCAGAUAUUGGGGCUCUUCCAAGUUCUGCCUCGAUUGGUCGUCUUCGAUCUCGAUUACACCCUCUGGCCUUUUUACUGUGAAUGUCGCUCCAAACGUGAAAUGCCAUCUUUGUAUCCACAUGCAAAGGGAAUAUUAUAUGCUCUGAAAGACAAGGGAGUUGAUGUCGCCAUUGCCUCCAGAUCACCAGCACCAGAUAUAGCAAAGACGUUUCUUGAAAAAUUGGAUAUCAAGUCAAUGUUUGUAGCCCAGGAAAUUUUUUCCAGUUGGACACACAAAACAGAGCAUUUCCAGAGAAUUCAUAGGAGGACCGGGGUGUCCUAUGACUCCAUGCUCUUUUUCGAUGAUGAGGACAGAAACAUUGAAGCGGUUUCUAAGAUGGGAGUUGCGAGUGUUUUGGUCGGUAACGGGGUGAAUCUUGGAGCAUUGAGGCAAGGGCUCGCAAUUUUCUCUCAGUAUUCACGUCCUUCGAGGAAAAACAAGCAGAAAUGAGCUUCCCCUUUUAUAUCCCCUUUGAAAUGAUUGCAAAUUUGUUCCUGUAUCCAGGAUUAUAUUCUGACAAUUAUCUCAUAUCAUUCAAGAAUACAGUAUAACUUCUUGUAUCAGUAGGUAGUACAGAAGGAAAAUGUUGUGCAAACCAAGAGGAUUAUGCUUUUGUUUUGCAGUGUGCUAAUGUUCCGUGGUUAUGCUCUGAAAGAAAUGUAUUUGUUGAUGUUGAGAAAACAAGAGACUCAAAAGGGAAUUUUAUUCUGAAUCUGCUUUCUUGAAA